GUACAUGAUAAAUGUUCGACCGUCUAUGAUAAAAUGUUCGACGAUUUGACCCUGAUAAAGGGGAGUCCGAUUCCGGCUUUCGUUUCGCAUCAGGAGGCCGCUUUUGCGGUAUCCGAUGAUGCUGUUGUCGCCUGCGCCGGGUCGAAUGUUCUCUAUACAUCGGCGAAAACAGACCUGACACAUGUUGUGCACGCCAGCGAUUCUUUCCGGGGCUCCUUUGGGUGCAUCUUAUGGCGGAGACGUUGAUAUUUGAAAUUAGAAAUUACUUCCUUUGUUUAAUGAAAUAUCCUGUCUUUCUUGGUCUUUCUCGGUUCAUCAACAGUACUACUUGUGGUCAGGUGGGUAUAAAUAUCAUCAUCACGACCAUCGUCUUCAUCACCAUCAUCUUCGUCAUCAUUCAUUCACACAUUCAUCACACAGCACGCAAACCGCGUUUUUGUUCUAAUUCUAGACAUUCUCAGCGCUUGGAUCGCAGUUGGUGAGAGUGCUCCCGCUUCACGAGUGCCUCCAGAUGUACCUCCAGCAGUACAAAUCCUGAAAGUUUUUACGGAGAACAAGAAUGGAGAAGGACGAGAUGUUGACCAUCAUAACGGAGAAGGAAAUAUUGACCACCACGGAGAAGGAAAUAUGGAGAACAAGAAUGGAGAAGGACGAGAUGUUGACCACCAUAACAACUGCUUGCCACGAUGCUCACUCCUGCAUUCGCUACGACACCCAGGCUGGCGUGGCAUCAGUACAGUACGCUUCGUUCACGAAGGGUCGCAGGUUUUGGUCGUAGUGUUAAGGUUGGCUUUGGCGAGGAGUCUCAAUGUGGAUAGUAUCAUACCAUAUUAA
Molecule: messenger RNA, 834 nt
Organism: Amoebophrya sp. A25
Lineage: Eukaryota; Dinophyceae; Syndiniales; Amoebophryaceae
Source: the annotation of a GenBank genome assembly